UCCUCCGCGUCUCUGGGAGAACGCUGCAUCAGGAUUAGCCUCACCUGUUUGUUUAGAAAAGAAAAAAACCCACCCAAUUUUGGUGAGGUUGGGCUUUAUGAGCUUAUUUUUGUCUGGCACAAUGGGAAAGGAGAUGGUUUUGAAAAAAUAAGACUGUGAGGUCUGGCUGAAUUACCUUACCUUUGUUUCUUUGCUGUGGGAUGGAUUCUACAUUGAGUUGAUUCUCAUGUCUGUCAACUAUCUUGAGGAAAUCCUGAUAAACAAGCAUCAAGGAAGCAAGAACCCCAGGUUGGCUUAUUAAGGAACAUUUCUAACAUUUAAGUAGAGUGUGGAAACCUUAAAUCUCCUGCAACCGUACACCAUUUGGCUCUCUUCUUCAGUAGCAAGGACACAAAGGGCACAAAGGACUUUACACAAUGGCUUUGUUGGUAGUCAAGUUUGAUUUGAAGAAGCGAGUGAAGCUUGCUCAGACGGUCUGGUUUAUGUACUGGUUUGCUGUACUGGCUGGUAUUCUUGUGCUCAGCUUGGGCCUAUUCUUCAAGAUUGAGCUGCGAAAGCGCUCAGAACUUAUGGACAACAAUGAAAGCCACUUCUUGCCCAACGUGCUCAUAGCUAUGGGUCUUAUAGCUUGUGGUAUCAAUGCCUUCGGAGGCAAAGUUUGCUAUGACUCCUUGGACCCUACAAAGUUUGCAAAAUGGAAACCAAUGUUAAAGACCUUUUUGGUUUUCUGCAUGGGGUUCAAUGCCCUCCUUAUUGUCACAUCCCUGCUAUGCUUUAUAAUGAGGAUCCCUUUGCAGUUCACCCUGGCUGAGGGUCUGAAGAAUGGCAUGAAAUACUACAAGGACACGGACACGCCAGGACGCUGCUACAUGAAGAGGACCCUGGACCUGAUGCAGAUGGAGUUUCGUUGCUGUGGGAAUGAUAACUACAGGGAUUGGUUUGAAAUUCAGUGGGUCAGCAAUCGAUACCUGGACUUCAGCGCAAAGGAAGUCAAAGAUCGAAUCGGGAGCAACGUGGAUGGACAGUAUUUGAUGGACGGAGUCCCGUUCAGCUGCUGCAACCCCAGCUCCCCCAGACCCUGCAUCCAAUACCAGAUGACCAACAACUCCGCUCACUACAGCUAUGACCACUACACCGAGGAGCUGAACGUGUGGAGACGUGGCUGUCGGGACGCCUUGCUGUCUUAUUACGGAGGCAUAAUGAAUACCAUCGGAGCUCUAGUGUUGCUGGUCACUAUGCUGGAGGUUGCUGUGACCAUCGGCCUGCAGUACGUUGACACCUCCCUGUCCACGCUGGCCAACCCGGAGGACAUGGAGAGCGAGAGCGAGGGCUUCCUCCUGGAGAAGACAGUGAAGGAGACAUUCACUGACAUCAUGGCUAAAAUGAAAACCAUGGGGAAAGGGGCAAAGGUGGAGGAAGGGGGUGAGGAGGGCGUCGCUACUGUCAGCUGAACAAACUCCAGCCACCUGCAGAAACUGUGAAAACUUCCACCUGAAGUGGAGAUGACAAGAGGACAUUUUCUACCAGACUUUAUUUUCCAGCUCCACCAACUCACCCAAUCUGAUAAAAACAAAGUGAUUUAAGCUUUCGAAAUAAAUUGAUUUUUUAAAAUUUCUGCAGUAUAAUUUCACAUUGAUAAUGUUAUUUUAAAAAAUAUGUUUUUAACGUCAAUACAGUCAGAGAACAUUUUAAAGAUAACAGUUUUUAACAAACAAUGGCAGAGUUUUUGGUGCCACCGCUGCUACUGAAUUACUUUAACUUCAGAUUUCCAAGUUGAGCCAUGUAUACAUUUUCUAAUUGUUCUGAAUUUUAACUUGAACUUUUAAAGAAUAGAUGGCUUUACAGUGCAGUAAAGCACUAUGUUUUGUCAUCCAUCAGUCUUCAUCAACAGUCCUGUGUUUUCUCUUAUGCUUCUCCACCUUCAGCUCCAAUCAUAGCUUUUCUGUAUAAUGUAGCUCUGGAAACUAAGAGAGCCAUCAAAGAAGACUGAUUUUGUAUGUGGUGAAUCAUUUCUGUGUUGAUAUGGGCAUAUGUUAUAGCUCAAUGUCCUGCUGAAAGACCCAGUGGCAACCCAUUUCCAGUCUCUGGCUGAAGCCAGCAUAUUGUUUCAUAAGGCAUUUCAAAGAGUUCAUGAUGCAGUGAACUUCAACAAGGUUCCAGGGGCUUUUGGAAGACAUAGCAGCCCACGGCCUCACAGAUCCUAUACUGAACUUUGACAGGCUUUUAGGAGAUGUCCCUUGUAUUUAUUAUUAUUUAUUGUUUCAAAAUAGAUCCACUUGGAGCACCUGUUGCAAGAAACCUCCCUCUUGGUCUCAUCUGACCAAGGCACCCACUUUCAUUUAAAGUUACAGAUUAGCAUGAUCUGCUUUUUUACACAAUAUUAGGACUUUUUCUUGGGAUGCCUCUUAAACAACAAGUUGGCAUGUUGCGAGCUCUGCAUCUCUUUAAGAAUGGGCUUUAGAGAUUUUAAUUUAGGCUCUAAUUUUGGGUAAAUUUAGGUAAGUAUCUAUUUUCUUGUAGCUAUUUCCUGAUUUAAGGGGAUCUACACACAUCUGCUUUGCUUUACUGGCAUGUUCUCUUGUCUUUCCCAUUUGAAGAGUGCCUAAGAGAAAUGGGUCACCGUGUCACAUCACAAUCCCAGGCAAGCAGCAGGUUAUGUAUUACUAGUUAUUCAUUUUUUAAAAACUCGGUUCGACUUUAAAAAGCAAGUAUUCGUAAAAAUGAUUUGAUUUCAUUUAUUUUUAAAGGGGUUGUUAGUUUCAUUUUUCUACUUCUGAAGGUUGCAUGUUUCUAAAUUUCUUCGGUGAUAGUCUAUGCUACUGCAAUGACAUAUUAAUAAAUCUUGAGGUUUUUUUGACGUCUUUACCAGGAUGGCCAACAAAUGUGUCCGCAUCUGUACAUGAUAACUUUCCUACAAUUGAACUGGUUCAUUCUUGAAUGAAUUAAUCAGUACACGUAAGAAUAUAAAAGAUAGAAACCUCCCACUGGGUUUCCGUUCUAUUGCAAAACUCAUUAUCCAACUUUGCUUAACAGUUUAUAUCUAAACACAUUCAUGGUUUGGCUUUUUAGUUUUAUCUCCAUCCAAAUGCACAGAGUUGUAAUAAAAAAAAUAAAAAUUCUAUAACAUUAUGACAGACAAAAAAAAAAACAUACCCACCAACCCAUAGCUUGCCCUUCCAAAGAUACUCAUACUCUAGACCACAUUUAAAACCUGGAUAGGCUCCUCACGUGGAGAAAAAAAUCUGAAUUAAGUGAAUAAUUUGUGAAUGUUUGGGCAGCGAAGGAUGAGAAUCAGGAGUUGUGCCCUGAAGUGAAGCAUUUUAGAGUGAAUUGGCAGCUAAAAUUUGGCCUCCUGACCCCUGUCCUGUAUCUAUUUAUUGAAACAUACAGUAUGUAUGUAUGCUUGCAUGUAUGUAUGUAUAUUGUAACAACUGGAUCUUUGUAAAUAGUGUAGAAAAUAUUCUACUUUUUUUUUUUAAAAAGAGAUACAUAUUGUACUUAAGUUAAAUAUUGAAUUCUAUGUUAAAUUUGCUUUUUUUUCCCCCCAAGGGAUAUUUUUGACUUUGUGUGUUUAUGUAGAUAAACCAAGAACAUGUAAAUGAAUAAAGGAUUUUAGAGAUAU
Molecule: messenger RNA, 3622 nt
Organism: Xiphophorus maculatus (southern platyfish)
Lineage: Eukaryota; Metazoa; Chordata; Actinopteri; Cyprinodontiformes; Poeciliidae
Gene: prph2a
Product: peripherin 2
Exons: 3
Coding region: 417-1451 (344 amino acids)
Biological process (GO): visual perception
Cellular component (GO): membrane
Source: RefSeq, a predicted model, not a curated record